AUACAUAUAUAAUAUUCCAUAUACAUAUCAUUUAGAAGGCUGUUUACAGCAAGACUUUUCAUUCCGCUUACUUUCACGAAAUUGUCGUCCAUGAUUGCCCGACCUGGUUCAAGCACAAAGAAAGAGAUUGAAAUUUAUCUCCAGUGCAGAUGGGGGGCCAUGCUGAAGAAACAGUGGGAAGAACCCGUGGCAAACGUAAUUCAGAACGAAGUCCAGCUCGAAAUCGGAGGAGUGGAUCUCGACAGAGGAAGCCACGACGAUCUCAAAGCAGGACCGCAGACAGGAAACGCGAGCGUUCAAAACCGGAAGCACAGUACGGUUUCGACCCCCAAAAAAAUAAGACCAAGAAGAAUGCACUCAACAACUUCCUGAGGCGCCUUGUCCGACCAAAACCAAACGAGCCUGCUUCAGCGAGCUUCAAGACCCUGGAGGUUGAAGGUGGGUGGCAAAGCACAAUGACACUAGACAGCCGUUGUUGUGCGAAGAUUUGGCCAAAGGAAGGUCCCACCAAGUGCUUCGUUGGUGAGAUUUGCGGAGCCAAGAAUGAGGCAGAGGAGUCUGCAAUGGAGAAAUUCUGGCAGGAUCCAGAUGUGCGGAAGACAGCCGCAACCCUUCCACCUUCAAACCGGCAGAAGGACAGAAUCAGGUCGGUGGCUCGCUACAAAGAUAAACAGAGAGCCAACAAUCAGCUGCGGCACCAUGCUCGCCUGGAACAGAGACGCGCAGAAAGCGGGCUGAGAUGAACUAAUUGAACCAAUCGAACUAGGCGAACUUGUUUCACCGCGCCGGCUGCGGCCAGGCUUUCGGUCUGAUCAAAUCCAUGGGCGGUUUUGGUCACGCAAAAGAUCAAUCAACAGUCGCAAUCUUGCAACCUUUUGCUGGUGCAGUGGAGAAUUAGAUGAGUAAGUGCAUGUAAGUCUGAGAAAACAACCAUUAGAUUGCCUGUAUCUUCCAUGACAGGUUUGCAACACCUUUGUAGAAGGACUCUGGGUUCUGAAUGGAAUCCAUCAGUUCUACAUUGAAUUGGACAUAUUUUUGGAGGGACUUUGGUUUCCGAGUGGAAUCCAUCAGUCUCCCAAAGCGCGGCGGGGCAAUACUGUGCGCCUGGUGGA
This is a messenger RNA of Cladocopium goreaui, 1112 nucleotides long. Lineage: Eukaryota; Dinophyceae; Suessiales; Symbiodiniaceae. The record is from the annotation of a GenBank genome assembly.